AUGCUCCCCCGAUCGCGAGCCUCUGGGCGGCUCAUCCUCGAGCGCUCAGCGGCGCAUCCCGCCCGCACGCUGGCCGAUUCGAUCCCCCGAGCCUGGACACUGAGCUCGGCUCUGCGCGCCACACACAUCGCCGGCCGUCGGUAUCCCGGACCGCGUCCGCGGGUGCAGACGGCAGCCUUGUCGACGAGCGCACGGCUAGGCAAGGAAAAGGACAAGGGUAGCAACUUUUUUGACUCUGCCGUUGAGCCGCAGUCAAAAGAAGAGGACGAGGCAAAGGCAAAGGCCAAGCUUGAGAACGCCAAGGAGGAGUCCAAAGCUGCUACUGCCGACUCAACAGCCUCGGCUGCAAAGAGUGAGGGCGGAAAGUCGGAAGACGGGAAGCCCAGUGGUGCUGCCGGAAGCGCUGCCGGUGCCGGGUCGGGCGCAGGCGGCGACGGCUCCAGCGGUGAUGGCGGGAAGCGAGGGCGCAAGUCUGCCGAGAGGGCGUUGUCCAAGCCCGUCAUCCCAGAGGUGUACCCGCAGGUCCUUGCGAUCCCCAUUGCCCGGCGGCCGCUGUUUCCGGGCUUCUACAAGGCCAUUACGAUUAAGGAUCCCAAUGUCGCGACUGCCAUCACCGAGUCCAUUAAGCGUGGCCAGCCGUAUGUCGGAGCUUUCCUCUUCAAGGACGAGAACGAGGACGACGACGUUAUUCGAAACGUAAACGACGUGUACGAUGUUGGUGUCUUUGCGCAAAUCACGAGCGCGUUCCCCAUUCACGGACAGGAGGGUGCGUUGACGGCGAUUCUAUACCCUCACCGGAGAAUCAAGCUGUCCAGUCUGGUUGCGCCUGGAGGGCAGGACGCCGACAAGGCCGAAUCCAAGACGGAGCCCGAGCCCGAGCCGAUACCGCAGAAGACCGAGGAGGAUACACAAGAAAAGAAGGGCGAUGUGGUGGCGAGCUUCGAGGAGAGCGCCGUGGAGAAGAAGUCGGAGCAGGCGGUAGACAAGUACGAGCCCACGUCGUUCCUCAAGAGAUACCCCGUCAGCCUGGUCAACGUGGAGAACCUGGCGGACGAGCCCUACGACCCCAAGAGCCCCGUCAUCCGCGCCAUCACCAACGAGAUUGUCAAUGUCUUCAAGGAGGUGGCCACGAUGAACAACCUUUUCCGCGACCAGAUUUCUACCUUUUCCAUGAGCCAGUCUACGGGGAACGUCACCUCGGAGCCGGCUAAGCUUGCCGACUUUGCCGCUGCCGUUUCUUCUGGCGAGCAGAACGAGCUGCAAGAGGUCCUGGCUUGCAUGAACAUUGAGGAGAGGAUGCAAAAGGCUCUGGUCGUGCUGAAGAAGGAGCUCAUGAACGCGCAGCUGCAGUCCAAGAUUACCAAGGACGUCGAGAAUAAGAUUAGCAAACGCCAGCGGGAAUACUGGCUCAUGGAGCAGAUGAAGGGCAUCCGUCGGGAGCUCGGCCUGGAAUCCGACGGCAAGGACAAGCUCGUGGAGAAGUUCAAGGAGAAGGCUGCCAAGCUGGCCAUGCCUGAACCCGUGCGCAAGGUGUUUGAUGAGGAGAUCAACAAGCUGGCGCAUCUGGAGACGGCGGCCUCGGAGUUUAACGUUACACGGAACUACCUCGACUGGCUUACGCAGAUUCCCUGGGGCCAGCGGAGCGCGGAAAACUUUGGCAUCCCGAACGCUGUCAAGGUUCUUGAUGAGGAUCACUACGGCUUGCAGGACGUCAAGGACCGAAUUCUCGAGUUUAUCGCUGUCGGCAAGCUGCGGGGCUCCGUCGAGGGCAAGAUUCUCUGCUUCGUUGGGCCUCCCGGCGUCGGCAAGACGAGUAUCGGAAAGUCGAUUGCUCGCGCGCUCAACCGAGAGUACUAUCGUUUCAGUGUUGGAGGUCUGACCGAUGUCGCGGAGAUCAAGGGCCACCGAAGGACGUAUGUGGGCGCUCUGCCCGGUCGGAUCAUCCAGGCACUGAAGAAGUGCCAGACGGAGAAUCCCCUCAUCCUGAUUGACGAAAUCGACAAGAUUGGGCGAGGCUACCAGGGAGACCCCUCAUCGGCUCUGCUGGAGUUGCUGGACCCUGAACAGAACAGCUCGUUCCUGGAUCACUACAUGGACGUGCCGGUUGAUCUGUCAAAGGUCUUGUUCGUCUGCACGGCCAACAUGACGGAUACCAUCCCUAGACCUCUGCUGGAUCGCAUGGAGCUCAUCACGCUGUCUGGAUACGUCGCAGACGAGAAGAAGGCCAUUGCGAACCGGUACCUCGCUCCGGCUGCCAAGGAGGCUGCCGGUCUGAAGGAUGCGGACGUCCAGCUGACGGAUGAAGCCAUCGAAGAGCUCAUCAAGUCGUACUGCCGCGAGUCUGGUGUCCGAAACCUGAAGAAGCAGAUUGAAAAGGUCUACCGCAAGUCCGCCUUGAAGAUUGUCCAGGAGCUUGGAGAGGAUGCCUUGCCCGAAGAAGAGGCUCUGACGGAGGAAGGCAAAGCUGCGGCGGAAAAGGCCAAGGAGUCUGCUGCAGAGACUGAGGAGGGUACCGAGAAAAAGACUGCUACUGAAGCCAGCGAAGACGAAACCACAGAGAAGCCACGCAAGGCGCUGAAAGUGCCGGAAAGCGUCCACGUCACCAUCGGCAAGGACAACCUGACAGACUACAUUGGACCGCCCGUAUUCACGUCGGAUCGCCUGUACGACGUGAGCCCGCCCGGCGUGUCCAUGGGCCUGGCCUGGACACAGAUGGGCGGCGCGGCCAUGUACAUUGAGUCGAUCCUGCAGGCACCGCUCCGGCCCAGCUCACGGCCCGGCCUGGAGAUUACGGGCAACCUCAAGAACGUGAUGAAGGAGUCGACGACGAUUGCCUACUCGUAUGCCAAGUCCUUCAUGGUCAACCGCUUCCCGGACAACCACUUCUUCGACAAGGCCAAGAUGCACCUGCACGUGCCCGACGGCGCCGUGUCCAAGGACGGCCCUUCUGCGGGCAUCACCAUGACGACGUCGCUGCUAUCGCUCGCGCUGGACACGCCCGUCGACCCGACGGUGGCCAUGACGGGCGAGAUUACGCUGACGGGCAAGACCAUUAAGGAAGGCAUCGAGGGCCACCCCGUGAGCUGGUACACUGAAGUCUUUGACCUUGUCUUCCCCAACAUUGACCAGGCAAAGGCCAACACGUGCAAGAUCUGCGAGUGGAAGGCUCAGCAGAAGAAGAAGGACAAGGACGAGGCCGCCGAGAACAAGGAAGAUGACGACUGA
Molecule: messenger RNA, 3225 nt
Organism: Trichoderma reesei QM6a
Lineage: Eukaryota; Fungi; Ascomycota; Sordariomycetes; Hypocreales; Hypocreaceae
Exons: 2
Coding region: 1-3225 (1074 amino acids)
Biological process (GO): mitochondrion organization; protein catabolic process; chaperone-mediated protein complex assembly
Cellular component (GO): mitochondrial matrix
Molecular function (GO): serine-type endopeptidase activity; ATP binding; ATP-dependent peptidase activity
Source: RefSeq, a predicted model, not a curated record